Molecule: messenger RNA, 2529 nt
Organism: Uloborus diversus
Lineage: Eukaryota; Metazoa; Arthropoda; Arachnida; Araneae; Uloboridae
Product: nucleolar complex protein 2 homolog
Exons: 1
Coding region: 38-1687 (549 amino acids)
Biological process (GO): negative regulation of transcription by RNA polymerase II; ribosomal large subunit biogenesis
Cellular component (GO): nucleolus; nucleoplasm; Noc1p-Noc2p complex
Molecular function (GO): histone binding; transcription corepressor activity
Source: RefSeq, a predicted model, not a curated record
UUGGCGUUUUGUAAAUUUAUAUUUACGUUUUAAGAUCAUGUCGGACAGUGAUGCCGAAGGUGAUUAUGCUACUGCUCAUUCAGAAGCUUUAAAAAGAUUGAAAUCAAAAGAUCCAGAAUUUUAUGACUUCCUUAAAGAAAAUGACGAGGAACUGCUCAAGUUUGGUGAGUCCGAUGACGAAAGUGAUACCAGAGAAUCGGAGGAUGAUGAGCAAACUACAAGUAAAUCAUCUAAAACAGUCUUAAGUGCUGCAAAAUUGAAAUUUAUAGGAGAAAACAUUAAAACCUCUCCUUCAAAGAAACUUGUUAAAGAAUUAAUAAAUGCCUUUAAAACAAUUAUUCAUCAAAUCGAUAACAGCAAUGAUAAAGUAGACUUGUCCAAUAAUGAUUUGUUUAAUGAUGUGAUGAAAUUAUGUCUCGUAGAUUUAGUACCGGCUCUCUAUUCCAUUCUCAAGUUGCCGGCCGAUUCCAAAAAUGUAGACGUGACAAAGUCAAAAGCAUGGUACAAAACUAAAACGGUUGUAAAACAAUAUUUAAUCGAUGUGUUGAAAAUGCUAGCUGCUCUGAAAGAACCAUCGGGGUUAGUUCUGUUCCUGAAGCAUAUCGUUCAUCUUGUUCCAUUUUAUUCAAAAUUUAUGAAAUUGUGUCGCCUUCUUUUGAAAAAGAUGAUUACCAUGUGGUGUUGUGAAGAAGAAACGGUACGUGUUUUGAGCUUGAUUAUAGUAGUAAGAGCCUCCAAGCGUUUGCCGAAAGAAUACAUGGGGCAAAUUCUGAAACAUAUGUAUUUUUCUUAUGUAAAAAACACCAAGUUUACAUCGCCAAAUACAUGGCCUAUGAUAAACUUCAUGAAGCGUUCAUUAACAGAAGUUUACUCUCUGUAUCCAGAAGCAGCAUAUGAACAUGCGUUCAUAUAUAUCCGCCAACUAGCAAUCCAUCUCCGUAAUGCCAUCACAAUUAAGAAGCAAGAAGCAUAUCAAACAGUUUACAACUGGCAGUAUAUUCACUGCCUCUUGUUGUGGGCACAUGUAUUGUGUCGUCUGUAUGAUCAAGAAGCUGUCAAAACUCUUGUUUAUCCUUUAGUACAAACAAUUACUGGCACAAUCGCCCUGAUACCAACAUCCAAAUACAUCCCUUUGCGUAUUCAUCUUGUUAAAGCUUUGAUCCAAAUGUCCGAAAAAAUAAAUGUCUUCAUACCUACUAUCCCCUUUAUAUUGGAAAUAUUGACUUUGUCUGAUUACAACAAAAAGAUGUCCUUCAGUGUCAAACCUCAAGACUUUUCUUGUUCUUUAAAAGUCGGAAAAUCAAAACUGUCGGAAGCGGCGUUUCAAGAUAGUUGCAUGAGUGAAGUAAAUUCCUUACUUUUGGAGUAUUUCAAAGUAUACUCUCACACCAUCGGGUUUCCAGAGCUUGCUUUGCCUGCAGUCCUACAAAUUAAAUUAUUCAUCAAGAAAUGUAAAGUUGCAAAGUAUAAUCAGCUGCUGAAAGGUUUGCUCACUAAAAUUGAAGAAAAUAGUGCAAUGAUCACAGAGAAACGUAGAUCUGUUUCCUUUCAAAUAACGGAUGUUGAUAAAAUUAAGCAAUGGGAAAGAAACAUUCAGGAACAAGGCACACCUAUUUUGAAAUUUUACAAGGAACAGAAUAAAGAAACUGUUGAUUCUUCACCAAGCAAAAAAGCCAAGUGUGAAUAACUUUAAAUUAAUUUAAGACUUACCAACUGAUGUAAUUUCCACAUAUUUACUUGAGAGAUGUUUCUUCAAUUAACCUCUUUAAAUUACUUAGUAGUGAAAUAAUGUAAAUGUUCAUCUUAUUUAUAAAUAUUUUUUGGGACCUCAUAGUAAGAAUGAUUUUUGGUACAAUUAUAAAAAGUCAGGGGCCAAUCCAGGAUUUUUUUUUCGCUACCUAUUUUUGUGAAAGUAUUGCAUCAUUCUAUUUUUGUGAAAGUUUUUUUUUUAUCAGCAUUGUUUUUGUGAAAUUUUAGAGGCAUCCUAAUUUUUGUGAAAGAGAAGUAGAACAAGUGAAAUUUUAGUUCGAAAAGUGUAAAUGUCAUCUAGUAUUACUUUUAACAGAUUUCGUUUCUUGGGGAGGGGGGGGGGGGAGCUAAAAACCUAAGAAGUAUGAAAAAUAUCAUUGUAAUUUCAGCUUAAUGGGCUAUGUACUGUGUACAAUAUAGGAAAUUAUGAGAAAAACGGUUUCCCAAAACAGAUGUUGAAAGAUUGCGAUAAUAUUGCAUAAAUACACUUAGGCGAGAAAUAGCUAAAAAUUAGUUAAAAUACUACAAAAAGGUUUCUAUUUAAGCGAUUGUUCAUAUAAACCUGCUUAGAUUUUAUUUUAUGAGUAAAUUUUGUUUUAAACAGAGAAGCAAAUUUUAUAUUUUUUUAAAUGUUAAUUUUUGUGAAAUUUUCGAGGUUUUUGUGAAGCUACCGAUUUUAUUACUUGAUUUUUGUGAAAGUACCGAUUUCAAAACAAGAUUUUUGUGAAGGUACCGAAAAACGGUAGCAAAAUCAGCCUAUAUUGGGCCCUGAAAGUUAAA